Messenger RNA from Echinops telfairi (small Madagascar hedgehog), 438 nucleotides. Its product is annotated as protein BUD31 homolog. Bases 1 to 438 code for a protein of 145 amino acids. Gene Ontology annotation, cellular component: nucleus; spliceosomal complex. The transcript has a single exon. NCBI's taxonomy places the organism in Eukaryota, Metazoa, Chordata, Mammalia, Afrosoricida, Tenrecidae. The record is from RefSeq and is a predicted model, not a curated record. Gene Ontology annotation, biological process: mRNA splicing, via spliceosome.
AUGCCUCAAGUAAACAGAAGCCAGAAAGCUCCUCCAGAUGGCUUGGAGUUGAUUAAAUGUUGCUUUGAUGAGAUGGAUCAGAAGCUGAGAGAAGUGGACACGGAGCCCCAUGAGGGAAAGAGGAAGUGGAGGUCCCUGUGGCCCACCUUCAGGAUCCACCAUGAGAACACACGCAGUAUCUUUGACUUCUUUUAUAAGACGAGAGCCAUGAGCUAUGAGUAUCGCAUCAAAGAGGGCUAUGCCAACAAGAACCUGAUUGCAAAGUGGAAGAAGCAGAGCAUUGAGAACCUGUGUUGUCUGAGCUGCAUCCAGACCUGGGACACCAACUUUGGGAUCAACUGCAUCGGCUGGGUCCCCAAAAGCAAGUUUGAAGUGGGCCGGAUCAUCGAGUGCAGGCACUGCAGCUGCCGAUGCCACUCUGGCUGGGCUCUCUGGUAG